Molecule: messenger RNA, 957 nt
Organism: Colletotrichum acutatum
Lineage: Eukaryota; Fungi; Ascomycota; Sordariomycetes; Glomerellales; Glomerellaceae
Product: family 43 glycosyl hydrolase
Exons: 1
Coding region: 1-957 (318 amino acids)
Biological process (GO): carbohydrate metabolic process
Molecular function (GO): arabinan endo-1,5-alpha-L-arabinosidase activity
Source: RefSeq, a predicted model, not a curated record
AUGGCGCCAACAUGGAAGGGUCUGCUCGGUGGCCUCCUAGCCGUCCUAUCAGCCAUCCCGAACGUCUCCGCAGCGUACCCGAAUCCGGGUGCCGUCUCCGGCAGCGUCAACGUCCACGACCCGUCCGUCCUCAAGACGUCAAGCGGCACAUACCUCAUGGCCCACACGGGAACCAACAUCGCUCUCAAGACGUCUACCGACCGCACCGUAUGGCGUGAUGCCGGUGCCGCCUUCCCCAACGGCGCCUCGUGGACAACCGCCUACACGGGCGGAGACACCAACCUCUGGGCCCCAGACAUCUCCUACCGCAACGGGCAGUACUACAUGUACUACUCAGCGUCCACUUUCGGCUCCCAAAAGUCCGCCAUCUUCCUCGCCACGAGCUCCACCGGCGCCUCCGGCUCGUGGACGAACCAGGGUCUCGUUAUUGAAUCCUCGAGCUCCGUCGACUACAACGCCAUCGACCCCAACCUCAUCGUCGACGCCAGCGGCAACUGGUGGCUAUCCUUUGGCUCCUUCUGGACAGGCAUCAAGAUGAUCUCCAUCAACCCCAGCACUGGCAAGCGCUCCGGCACGAACCUCGUCUCCCUCGCCCGCCGCACCGUCAACGAUGGCGCCAUCGAGGCGCCCUUUAUCACGCGCCGCGGGAGUUACUACUACCUGUGGGUGUCGUUCGACUUCUGCUGCAAGGGCGCCUCGAGCACCUACCGCACCAUGGUCGGUCGGUCUACCAGCGUGACAGGCCCUUUCACUGAUCGCAAUGGAGUGAGCAUGUUGAACGGCGGUGGUACUGAGGUGAUGGCUACUCACGGCUCCAUCUAUGGUCCCGGUCACCCUUCUGUGUUUACGGACGCUGAUGCCGAUGUGUUUGUGUACCAUUACUACAACAGUGCCAAUGCUGCACUGUUGGGCAUCAACCUUAUUCGGUGGGAGUCGGACUGGCCCGUUAUCUAUUGA